GUAUUUAACUGAUUUGAUCCCCUUCUAUUUAUCCGUUGACAUUUCUUUUCCAUUUUUCUCCACACAAAAUCAGCUCCUUCAACUAAAAAUUUCUUCUUUUUUCUGCAACUUUUUUUUUUCUUAAACAAACAAACAAAAAAUGGAUUUCUUAGCUAAUCUCUCCAAGAAAGACGAAGAUCACAAGAAAACGAAGCCCGUUUCGCAGGAUCCGAACACCACCGGCCACAACCGGAAGCCCUCCAAAUCCGAUCUCAUCCACAGCGCCAAGGUGGUUACCGACGCCGCCCAGUCCCACUUCCGCCGCGAUCCGGAGAAGUACGACAAGGGUCAACUCGCCGGCGCCACCGCUGACCUCCUCAGCGCCGCCUCCGACUUAGGCAAGCUAAACGAUACUGACGGCAUCGGAAAGUAUGUCGACAAGGCCGAGGGCUACCUCCGCCACUACAGCAGUUCCCACUCCCCCGCCCACCCCGGUAAGACCGGCGACCACCAAACCACCAGCUCCGGCGGCGGCGGUAAGAAGCCCUCUCACGGCGACGGUGGAGAUCACUACAGUGACGGCGGUAAGAAGCCCUCUCACGGCGGCGAAGGCCUUGGCUCAGGUGAUUUCCUGAAAAUGGCUGGUAAUUUCUUGAAGAAAUAGGCCAUAUAUAUAUAUAUAUAUAUAUUGAAGAAAAUGGCAGUGUGUAAUGUUUGAGUUUCGAUUUACUAAAUUCGUGUUAAUUAAACUAGAUCCCUUAAUUGUAAUCCAUAAUAUCAUUUGUUUCGUUUAGC
Molecule: messenger RNA, 774 nt
Organism: Erythranthe guttata (spotted monkey flower)
Lineage: Eukaryota; Viridiplantae; Streptophyta; Magnoliopsida; Lamiales; Phrymaceae
Product: nodulin-related protein 2
Biological process (GO): response to heat; regulation of abscisic acid biosynthetic process
Source: RefSeq, a predicted model, not a curated record